CAUCUUUAGAGGACGCAUCAGCUAUGAAAUUCUUCAUUGUACUGGCCCUGGUAUCGGCAGCGUCAUCUGCUCGCCUCGACAAUGUCUUCCUACCUCCCAACGCGAGAUCCUCAAGUGGUGCCAACGCUGGUCUGCAAACUCCUUAUGGAGGAGCAGCCUACAGUGGAGGACAGGCAUAUGGUGGAAACCAGGCUGAGAUCUUAAGAUACGAAAAUGAGAUCAACGAGGAAGGAUACCAUUAUGCCUUUGAGACCAGCGAUGGUACUAAAGCCGAACAACAAGGUGGGUGCAAUUUAGUUUUAUUUUAA
This is a messenger RNA of Spodoptera littoralis (African cotton leafworm), 308 nucleotides long. The record is from the annotation of a GenBank genome assembly. Lineage: Eukaryota; Metazoa; Arthropoda; Insecta; Lepidoptera; Noctuidae.